AUGAAUGACACAGCUCAUCCCCGACUUCGAAAGUCCACCAAAAUUGACCCUGAAAUUAUGAUCGGGUCGCUCGAAGCAAACACAGCCCAUGAGCAAGAUGCCUUAUUGAGAGAGGCCGAACGUACAAGCAACGGGGAGGAAUCUGCAGAGUUGCGUGACACAAACCACCCCGGCACGAAACGCGCUCUCUUCCUAGACAACUCUGUUGUACGUGUGAUUAAGAUUACAUUGGGAUGCAGCUAUAGCAAUUUGCUACUGCCGUUUGUGUUUUUGGGCAUAAUUGCGGGGGGUCAAGGAUGGGAUGACUCGAUCUCCUUCGUCUUCAACUUCCUGGCUAUUCUUCCUCUCGCUGCGUUGCUGUCGUUCGCCACGGAGGAACUGGCAAAAAGUGUCGGCCAAACUGUCGGAGGAUUAAUUAACGCGACGUUUGGAAAUGCGGUUGAAAUGAUUGUGGGAAUCACUGCGGUCCGACAGGGAGAAAUCAGUAUUGUGCAGUCUAGUAUGGUGGGCAGUAUCUUGUCAGGAAAUCUCCUGAUCCUCGGCGUUUCAUUAUUCUGCGGCGGCUAUGCAAAAGACGUGGUGGGUUUCAACGUGGAUGUUAGUGGAAUAAUGUCAUCAUUGAUGGUGGUGUCCUCCGCAACGUUGAUCAUUCCAUCUGUGCUCUAUUCAACUAUACCGUCCAAGUCCCACGCAGUGGAAGCCAGCGUCCUGAGUCUCUCCCGUGCCGCCUCCGUGGUCCUACUCACAUUCUAUCUGGUCUACCUCUACUUCCAACUGAAGAGUCACUCCGAGUUAUUUGUCGACGAUAAAGAAGAAGAGGAAGAAGAAGAACGAGUUCUGGGUCCCUGGUCGGCAAGCAUCAUCUUGAUCCUUGCAACUCUCGGAGUCACUGUCUGCUCUGAUCGUCUUGUGGACAGCGUCGACGGCUUUGUAGACAAAUGGCAUGUGAGCCGGGCUUUUAUUGGCCUGAUUGUGGUUCCCAUUGUCGGUAACGCGGGAGAAUUCAACACUGUCAUCAAUUCUUCGCUCAAGGGGAAUAUGGACCUUGCGAUUGGUGUGAUUGUGGGAAGCACGUUGCAAAUCGCGUUGUUUGUGAGUCCGUUCCUGGUCAUGUGUGGCUGGAUUAUCGGGCAGCCCAUGUCCUUGCGCUACAGUCCCUUCGAAACUGUGGUAUUCUUUCUAUCGGUAAUAGUCAUGGACUGCCUGAUUCGUGGAGGCCGAUCCAAUUACUACGAAGGGAUUUUAUUGGUUGGAACAUAUCUGAUAAUCGCAAUUGCAUUCUACGUGCACCCAGACGCAGUCGAUGCACCCUUUGUUUAG
Molecule: messenger RNA, 1320 nt
Organism: Penicillium vulpinum
Lineage: Eukaryota; Fungi; Ascomycota; Eurotiomycetes; Eurotiales; Aspergillaceae
Exons: 4
Coding region: 1-1320 (439 amino acids)
Biological process (GO): calcium ion transmembrane transport; intracellular calcium ion homeostasis
Cellular component (GO): fungal-type vacuole membrane
Molecular function (GO): calcium:proton antiporter activity
Source: RefSeq, a predicted model, not a curated record